AUGCCGCUCCGCUGUAGCUCACUGUCUGCCUCAAAGGCGCUUCUUCUCGUUGACCUCAUGGAGCCUGCCACUGUUGCCGCUGUAGAUGUCGUCAUCGUCGUCGUGCGUGGCGCGCCCAGUAGGGGCCCGCGUGCGCGAGCUCGUGUCCGGCCGGAGGCCAGUGCGGGCGGGGCCGGCGCGGCUCGGUUCCGGUGGCCGGAGGCCAGCGCAGUCAGCGCUGCCGGCGGCGCGUCCGGCGCGACCUCUGCGCGGCCGGGGGCGAGGUCAAGCGCGAGGCGGGGCAGGGCCGGGGUCGCCGCGGCCAGCGAGACCGGUGGCGUCACCAUAACCAGCAGGGGUCCGGCGCGAGGCGAGCCUAUUGGUGGGGGCACAUCUCAAGGAGGAUUGGAGGAGCUUAGUCCGACCAAGGACGACGAAAGGAACCGGCCAGCGGGAGAUUGCAAAAGUUCUGUGUAA
Molecule: messenger RNA, 456 nt
Organism: Miscanthus lutarioriparius
Lineage: Eukaryota; Viridiplantae; Streptophyta; Magnoliopsida; Poales; Poaceae
Source: the annotation of a GenBank genome assembly